Molecule: messenger RNA, 1407 nt
Organism: Diaporthe batatas
Lineage: Eukaryota; Fungi; Ascomycota; Sordariomycetes; Diaporthales; Diaporthaceae
Exons: 1
Coding region: 1-1407 (468 amino acids)
Biological process (GO): mitochondrial L-ornithine transmembrane transport
Molecular function (GO): L-ornithine transmembrane transporter activity
Source: RefSeq, a predicted model, not a curated record
AUGAACCCCACCGAUCCCGGCCGCGGCGCCGGUGACCCAAGAGCCCCCUUUGACUUUGGCGUGCUGCCCGUCGCCGGCGGCCCUCCCGACCAGGACAGGAACCCGCGCACCAAUGCCGCAACUGCAGCCACGGCGGCCGGCGUGCGUGCCUUCACCGCCCAGGCCAUCGCCUUCUACUUCAGAGCCCCCGUCAAGGCCUUCUUCCGCACCCGCGUGGACUACCUCGCCUACGCCCGGAACCUGCAGCAGCAGCAGGCCCAGCAGGCCCAGCAGGCCCAGCAGGCCCACAGCUACCUGCUGGCCAACCUGUCCGCCGCCGCCCACGAGCCCACCCGGCAGACAUGGGCCCAGUGGUUCCGCUCCGUCGGCUCGCGCACUACCCCGGGCAUCCUGGCCAGUGCGGUCAAGCACCACGGCUGGCGCAUCAUCCCCGACCAGGUCCUCCCUCCCCUGAUCGCCAACGUCGGCGUCGGCGCUGUGCUCUACACCAGCUACCUGCAGAUCCUCGGCCGCCUGCACGAGGAGAGCAGCAGGGCCACCAAGAGGGUCUACCCUCCCCCCUCGCCCAGCGAGACCUUCACCGCGGGGCUCCUGGCCGGGUCCAUCCAGAGCGUCGCCGCCGCGCCCCUCGACGCCAUCCAGGCACGCUUCGAGCGCGGCGGCAAGGGCCCUGAGUUCAUCAGCGACGCCAACACCCGGCCCCAGAGCAUGUGGUCCUUCAGCUACGCCAAGCUCCGCGAGAUUGGCCUGCGAGGCAUCUUCGCCGGCUGGGGGCUGUCUUUCGCCAAGGACAGCCUGGGCUGUGCCAUCUUCUUCUCCACCUUCGAGUACGUCAAGGCGCAGUCAUACUACUCCUUCGUCGCCUGGUAUUACGGUCAGCUCAGUGCCGACAUGGUGAACAUCCUGUCCAGCAGGCGUCCUGGGGAUGGCAACGAUGACCAGCGCCUGAAGACCAUCCGGCCGCACUACGCCAUUGAGCCGGCAUUCCUCAUGCUUGCCGGGAUGGGGGCUUCUAUCGCCCAGCAGGUCAUCAUACACCCGCUCACCCACGUGCAGAUGGAGCACUGGGAACACCUCGAGUACCUCGACGCCCAGUCACGCAAGUAUCGCAAGUACCAGAACGCCAAGGCGCCCGGGGAGAAGUGGCGCUGGAAGAUGUUCAGGGCAUAUUAUCACGCCUACAAGGAGACCUGGGCCAACUGCGUCGCCGAGAGCAAGGCGCAGGAGGGCAAUGGCCCCAAUGCCUUGAGGCGUUGGUUGUUCCGAGGGUUCUGGUGGAACGCGCUGCGCCAGGUGCCCUCCACAAGCGCGGGUCUGGUUAUCUUCGAGUUGGUACGGCGCAAAUACGGAAUGGGAGGCGACGAGGUCCGGAUCAACAGGGAUGGGUACGAUAUUUUGCUUGCUUAG